AUGAGUCUUAUCUAUCACCUUGUUCUUGUUAAACGUUGGCAAGCAUGGCCUAAGAAUACGCCAUAUCUACCAGCUGAAUACGAAAAAGAUGGUUUCAUUCAUUGUACAGCUGGUGAUGAACUUUUGCUUAAAGUGGCUAAUCGAUUUUGUCGACAAAUCGAAGGUGAUUUUGUAUUACUGGUGAUCGAUACAACGAAAUUAUUGUCACCCGUCAAAUGGGAACACUAUUCAGAUGAAGUUCUUGAUUCGAUAUUUCCACACAUCUAUGGACCAAUUCAACCUGAUGCUAUUGUCGAAGUGCAUCAAAUGCAACGAACAGCCGAUGGAACAUUUGUUGGGUGGUCUAAAUCGUAA
This is a messenger RNA of Rotaria sordida, 354 nucleotides long. The record is from the annotation of a GenBank genome assembly. NCBI's taxonomy places the organism in Eukaryota, Metazoa, Rotifera, Eurotatoria, Philodinida, Philodinidae.